Aspergillus steynii IBT 23096 is the source of this 867-nucleotide messenger RNA. RefSeq names its product bZIP transcription factor. NCBI's taxonomy places the organism in Eukaryota, Fungi, Ascomycota, Eurotiomycetes, Eurotiales, Aspergillaceae. Gene Ontology annotation, molecular function: DNA-binding transcription factor activity. Bases 1 to 867 code for a protein of 288 amino acids. The record is from RefSeq and is a predicted model, not a curated record. The transcript has 2 exons. Gene Ontology annotation, biological process: regulation of DNA-templated transcription.
AUGAGCACUAAUCCAGAAGCCUCUCAUUCCAAGCGGCGGGAGUCCCGAGCUGGCACGCGUAAGGUCACCUCGCUCUCUGCCGAACAGCUGGAAAGGAAGCGCGCCAACGAUCGAGAGGCCCAGAGAACCAUCCGUCAACGGACGAAAGAGCAUAUCGAGCGCCUGGAGCAUCAGGUAUCUGAGCUGAAGACCAAAGGAGAACAGUACGAUGAUGUUGUUCGACGGAAUGCCGCUCUGGAGAGUGAGAUCAGGACGCUGAAACAUCAACUGUCGAUGGUGACAAGUGGUCAAGGGUAUUCUAACCUCGAAGGAUCGUCUAGUACUCCGUCCGGGUACAUGCUUCCUUCGACCCAGUAUCCCGAGUCUCUGGGAGUGACUCCAGUCUCCAGAGCACCGUCAGUCCUUUCGACGUCGAGCCAGGUGUCGGUCCCGCAUGACUGGCAGCAAUACGGCACGACGCGAUCCCCAUCCACCUGCGAGUCCUCGGAAGCAGGUUAUUCGAACAGAGUGGAACCGCCGUACGUCUUUGAUGGCCAACUUCGAGCCCCGAACGCGAUGCCGGUGGCCGCAUCGCACGUUGCGUACAAUGCCCAUGGGAGCGGACAUCCACCGGGACCCGCGUUUCAGGCGUACCCGGCGCACCUUUAUGGCCCGGGGGGUGCCAAUCACGCACACCCGGAGGAAAUGGCGCCUCAUCCUCAACAGGCAAUCCCGUUCACGGGGGGUCAACGAUCGGUCUCGGUGCCGAAUGUGUCAGCAGAGAGGGAAGCUGGCGGCUAUCCUGUUCUGCAGAGUGCUCAACAAUACCAGCAGCCGGAGCACCUGCCUAGAACCGAGUACAGUUAUGACUGGGUGCACCGGUCUUGA